AUGAGUACACCUCCAGAAGAAAAGAGUCCAGACUCGUUAAGGAAUGUCAAACAUGUUGUUCUCAUUCUAUCAGGAAAGGGAGGAGUUGGUAAAUCGUCAGUCACUACUCAAACCGCAUUAUCAUUAAUUAAUAAGGGCUUCAAUGUUGGAGUAUUAGAUAUUGAUUUAACUGGACCUUCGCUACCUCGGAUGUUUGGAGCCGAAAAUAAGCAAGUACAUCAAUCAACUAGAGGGUGGGUUCCUGUUAAUAUAGUAAUCCCAGAUGUCAAACAUCCUGAAAGAGGUUCGCUUUCCUUGAUGUCAUUGGGCUUCCUUGUAGGUGAUCGAGGGAAUUCUGUUGUAUGGCGUGGUCCUAAGAAAACAGCUAUGAUAAAACAAUUUUUAAAGGAUGUGUAUUGGAGUGGACCCAACGGGGCACCUAUUGAUUAUUUAUUAAUUGAUACACCCCCAGGUACUUCAGAUGAACAUAUUGCUAUAGCGGAGGAGUUACGGUUUGCUCAACCUAUCGAUGGAGCUAUCAUUGUUACAACACCUCAACAAGUGGCAACUGCUGAUGUCAGAAAGGAGAUUAAUUUCUGUAAGAAAGUCAACUUCAAAGUUUUGGGUAUUGUGGAGAAUAUGAGUGGGUUCAUAUGCCCCCAUUGUGCUGAAUGCACAAAUAUAUUUCUGAGCGGUGGUGGGUUAGCAUUAAGUCAAAGUUUAGAUUUGAAAUUUUUGGGCAAUAUACCUAUUGAUCCCAAGUUUGUGGAAAUGGUGGAAUCUCAAACGGAUAAGAACAGAUUAAUUGACCUCUACGAUGAUUGUGAGCUUAAACCUUUAAUGAGCGGCAUUAUAGACAAAGUAUUAGAACAAAAUUGUCCUGCAAGGUUCUAA
Molecule: messenger RNA, 873 nt
Organism: Lizanozyma spartinae
Lineage: Eukaryota; Fungi; Ascomycota; Pichiomycetes; Serinales; Debaryomycetaceae
Gene: CFD1
Product: iron-sulfur cluster assembly protein
Exons: 1
Coding region: 1-873 (290 amino acids)
Biological process (GO): iron-sulfur cluster assembly
Cellular component (GO): cytosol
Molecular function (GO): 4 iron, 4 sulfur cluster binding; ATP binding; ATP-dependent FeS chaperone activity
Source: RefSeq, a predicted model, not a curated record